Melanotaenia boesemani (Boeseman's rainbowfish) is the source of this 3483-nucleotide messenger RNA. Its product is annotated as aminopeptidase Ey-like. Gene Ontology annotation, cellular component: cytoplasm. Gene Ontology annotation, molecular function: zinc ion binding; metalloaminopeptidase activity; peptide binding. NCBI's taxonomy places the organism in Eukaryota, Metazoa, Chordata, Actinopteri, Atheriniformes, Melanotaeniidae. Gene Ontology annotation, biological process: peptide catabolic process; proteolysis. The record is from RefSeq and is a predicted model, not a curated record. The transcript has 22 exons. Bases 502 to 3336 code for a protein of 944 amino acids.
UCUGAGCCUACGUCAAAAACAAAGUUUUUUAAAGCAGUCAGGUAGGGAUUUUAGAUGCUUCAGCAAUUUCCAGCCCACUGAAAGAGGAACAUGUUUUUUUCUAUAACUUUAGGUUAUACUCCAGAGGGUACUGGUAUAUAGGCAAGAAUAGCUUUUUCUUGUGUUGUGCUUAUAUAUUUUAAAAUAAAAGAAUUUUCUGAGGAAAAUCUGAUUCACGUUUACUGAUUCCUGGCUCAUUAGAGAGUAAGACAGGAAAGCAGAUAAUACCAACCGACACACGGACCUAACCAGGUGCUUCCUGAAAAGACAUGACACAACAAGUUCCAAGAUGUCUUCAGUCGAGAUAAAAAUGGUGUAGUCCAGGAUUGCACACCAUCCUGCUGCACCAGACUAACGAGUGAGUGCAGUUUAGCGGGACAACGCUGCUUUACUGUUCUACUAGCUGCAUGUGAAAAAGCCAACAAAUCCACUGAGACAAAACCGACUAACUCUAAGCAAGACAUGGGGAAAGGCUUCUACACCAGGAAAACAGUGGUGGUAUGUGUGGUUGCAGUCAUUGUGGUUGUUGUGACCAUCAUCAUCACCCUGUCUGCGGUGCAUGCUCGGAACAAAUCUAACCCAAAAGAGCCUUGGCAUCACUACAGACUUCCAAACACCCUCGCUCCUGUCUCCUACAAUGUGACCCUGCGACCUUGGUUGAAGCCCAAUGCUGAUGGGCUCUACAUCUUCACUGGAAACUCCAUGGUGGUUUUCACGUGUGUGAAGGAAACUGACCUCAUCCUCAUCCACUCCAACAAGCUGAACCUAACCCUUUUUGACGGGUUCCAUGCCAGGUUGAAGAACCUAGAUGGAGCUUUUACGCCCAGCCUGAAAAAGACCUGGUUGGAGGUUCCAACCCAGUACCUGGUGGUCCAGCUCAACAGCCCACUGGAGGCGGGCUUAAAGUACGAGCUCUUUACGGAGUUUGUUGGAGAGCUGGCUGAUGACCUGGCAGGUUUCUACAGGAUUGAAUACGUUGAAGACGGGGUGAAAAAAGUUGUGGCGACAACUCAAAUGGAGUCGACAGAUGCCAGGAAAGCCUUCCCCUGCUUUGAUGAGCCGGCAUUGAAAGCUGUCUUUCAUGUGACCCUUAUCCACCCUCAUGAUACUGUGGCUCUGUCCAACGCCAUGAACCACAACCCUGUAAACGUCACUGUGGCUGGCCAGAAUUUAAUUAAGACCAGCUUUAAACCCACAGAGGUCAUGUCUACCUACUUGCUGGCUUUUGUUGUAUGUGAUUUUGCAUACAAUGAGACGAAUCCAGAUGCAGAUGUUUUGAUUAGGAUCUGGGCUCGCAAGAAAGCCAUAGAGGAAGGUCAGGGAAACUAUGCCCUGGAAAAGACUGGACCCAUACUAGCUUUCUACGAGAACUACUACAAUUCUUCAUACCCCAUGAACAAGUCCGACCAGAUUGCUCUUCCUGACUUCAUCGCUGAAGCCAUGGAGAACUGGGGCCUGAUCACCUACAGAGAGACUUUUCUCUUGUAUAAUCCUUUAGUGUCAUCUAAUGGAAACAAGGAAUGGGUGGCUACGAUCAUCUCCCACGAGCUCGCACAUAUGUGGUUUGGGAACUUGGUGACCAUGAAAUGGUGGAAUGACUUGUGGCUUAACGAGGGGUUUGCCACCUAUGUUUCUUAUCUCGGAGCCCACUAUGCUGAACCGACGUGGAACAUGAAAGAUUUGUUUGUUCUGAAUGAGAUCAUGGAUGUGAUGGUUGUGGAUGCUUCUACUUUCUCACGACCUGUCUCUCUCGAAGAGGAGGACAUCCUGACGCCAGAUCACAUCAGUUCGAUGUUUGACUCAAUCACUUAUAGCAAGGGUGCUGCUGUCCUGAGGAUGCUCUCAGAGUUUAUCUCUGAAACUGUCUUUUCCCAAGGACUCCAUACAUAUUUGGAGGAGUUCCAGUAUAAAAACACAGACAACAAAGACCUGUGGAAGCACCUACAAAUGGCAGUAGAGAAGUCUGGCAUAUCACUGCCCCACCCUGUGGAGGUUAUUAUGAACCGGUGGAUCCGACAGAUGGGGUUCCCUGUGGUCACCAUCAACACUCAGACUGGACAAAUCACCCAGAAACACUUCCUGCCUAAUCCUGAGGCUGUGGUGGACAGAACUUCAGAGUUUAACUAUGAAUGGUUUGUCCCCAUAACCUGGAUUAAGACUGGUGGAGCUGAACAACAGUACUGGCUUCUUAGCAAAGAAGCUACAAAAAUAGAUAUGGUUCUUCAAAAAAAUGAUUGGUUGGUGGCAAACAUAAAUAUGAAAGGCUUCUAUAGAGUCAAUUACGAUCCUAAAAACUGGGAACGCCUCCUUGACAAGCUGAUCUCCAAACAUCAGGAUAUUCCAGUGAUCAACCGGGCUCAGAUUAUUGAUGACUCUUUUAAUCUAGCAAGGGCAAAGAUAGUGAAUACAGAUUUGGCUCUGAGGACUACCAAGUUCCUGAAUAAAGAAGUUGAAUACAUGCCCUGGGAGACAGCCAGACGCAAUUUGAACUAUUUCAACCUAAUGUUUGACCGCAGUGAAGUUUAUGGACCCAUGCAGACUUACAUAAAAAACCAGGUCACCCCUCUGUUUGAAUACUUCAGAGAUCUCACGCUCAGCUGGACAAAGAUCCCAGAAAAGCACACUGAUCAGUACAAUCAAGUGAAUGCAAUUACCCUGGCCUGCAGUGCAGGACUUGAAGACUGCACAAAAUUGACUACUGGCUGGUUCAAAGAGUGGAUGAAGAACCCUGCUAUUAACAACAUUAGUCCCAACCUGAGGUCCACAGUGUACUGCAGUGCAAUUAAAACAGGAGGAGUGGAGGAGUGGGACUUUGCCUGGACCAUGUAUAAGAACGCCACUAUCGCCUCAGAAGCUGAGAAACUUAGAGAAGCUCUGUCCUGCACCAAAAUGCCCUGGCUGCUGAACAGGUACCUGCAGUAUUGUCUGGAUCCAAAGAAGAUCCGGAAGCAGGAUGCAUCUUAUACCAUUAUUGACAUCGCUAGUAAUCCUACUGGCCAACCUUUGGCUUGGGACUUUGUUAGAGCCAACUGGGACUUCUUAUUCCAUGAUUAUGUGGGUGGAUCAUCUUCCUUUGUAGAACUAAUCGAUGGAAUAACCAAACGUUUCUCUACGGAGUUCGAGCAUAAGCAGCUGCUGCAGUUUAAAGAAGAGAUUGAAUCGCAGCUGGGCUCAAAAGCUCCAACCCUUGAACACAUUCUGGAAAGAAUCAAGUCCAACAUGAAGUGGAUGGCCUCGAACAAGGAGCAGGUGCUGGACUGGUUCAUCAGUGAAACCGCCGUCAAUUCAGUAAUCUAAGGAAACCGCUCAGUGGACAGCAUUUAAAUGUACAAUGGAUUGUUCUACUAAAUACAAACACUUUUUUAAAAAUCAUUAUAUAUAUUCUGAAUCAAAUUAAUAUGUUUUUAGUGUAAAACUUUGAUUAAAACCUUUUAAUUUACUGCA